UAAAAACUUAAUUUUCACAACAGGGGGACAUUAAGACAAAUGUGUGGGCCUCAUUCUAAUUUCCAUUCUUUUGAAUGUUGUCUCAAGUACACACCCACAGGGACACACCCACACAGGUAAAUACAUGGACUGUAUCAGGAAAUGAAUACAUUGUAACACUGGAAACCACAUGGGGAAACGGUUGUCAGAAGAAACAUGACAAAAAAAUUUUUUUUUGUUAGUUUGUUCCCAGUGUUUGCCCUCCUCAUGCACGGUGUUUCUGAUGUUGAGAAAGUGUCGGUGUCAGUGACGGAGGAAGAUUCAGUCACUCUAAACACUGGUGUUACAGCAAACCAGCAAGAGAAGAUUAGAUGGUAUUAUAAUGACAUUCGCAUCGCUGAAAUCACUGGAGAUCUCAGUAAGAUCUGUACAGAUGUUCAGUGUAAUGAAGGCACUGAGAGAUUCAGAGACAGACUGAAGCUGGAUCAUCAGACUGGAUCUCUGACCAUCAUGAACACCAGCACCGCAGAUGCUGGAGCUUAUCAUCGAGAGAUCAUCAGAAACAGCACAAUCUGUGAAAAGAUCUUCAUUAUUGCUGUUCAUGGUGUUUCUGCUGCUGAACGAGAUAAAGUGAAGAGAAAGACAGUAAAGGAUGGAGAAUCUGUCACUUUAUUCACUGGUGUAAUAAAAAACCCAAGUGAUGUGAUGAUGUGGUAUCAUAAUGACACUCUCAUCGCUGAAAUCACUGGAGAUCAGAGUAAGAUCUGUACAGAUGUUCAGUGUGAAGAGAGAUUCAGAGACAGACUGGAGCUGGAUCAUCAGACUGGAUCUCUGACCAUCACACACACCACAAACACACACUCUGGAGAAUAUAAACUACAGAUCAAUAACAGCAGAUUCAGCAUCACUAAGAUCUUCAGUGUUUUUGCCAACGAUUCACAUGAAGAAACUCCACUGCAUCUUCGUUUAGGUGUCAGAAUUAUAGAAAUAUGUGGUUAUGUAUUCCUGGCACUGCUGGUCGUGACUUUAGCCGCAUGCCUGUUUUACUAUCUUUAUUGGAACCGCAAUCAAAACAGACAAAAGUAUCGAAUGGGGAUAGAUUUGAAGAUUGAGGGACAGUCUGUCUUUCUACACUCUGGUAUUAAAAUACAGAAAGGUGAUCACGUGAAGUGGAUGUUUGGAGAUAAAAACAUUCUCAUAGCUGAAAUCACAGAAGAGACACAGAAUAGAACAGAGUUCAAUGUAUAUUAUGAUGCUGCAGAUGAGAAUUUCUUAGACAGACUGGAGCUGAACAAGAAGACUGGAUCUCUGAUCAUCAGGAAUAGCAGAGACACCGACUCGGGAGAAUAUAAACUACGAAUCACCAGAAAUGGAAAAUCCUCAACCAAGAGAUUCAGUGUUACCGUCUCUUGCUCUUCUGAACCCAUAGUAAUUCUAUCUGAUCAAAUUGAGUUCCCUGAAAUCAAAGUGCAACCACUUCAGUAUGUAUGAAUCCACCAUGUAUGUAUACCUUUGGAUGAAGCUCUAUGUUUAAUAACUUGUGUGCUCACACUGAUUUAUAGAUCAACCCUAAAUCUUCUUUAUUAUAAUCCAAGUAUUUGCACAGUGUGUGAUUUAGGGCUGAACAUAUUAACCUGAAUGUCACAUGUUUGAGUAUGUCACUUGUUCUUCUCCAAAUAUUAGUUUAGACAUACAGUAUUAAAAGUGUGUUUAACAGACGCGUGAUUUAAAACCACAUUUAGCCUGCAUCUUUCUCUGCCUGAAUCUGAUGUGAAAGUUUUUUUUCUUUGCAGAAGUUAUCUGCAAGUUUGAGUUUGUAUUUUAUUUUCUGUUUGAUUUUUAUUUAACACAGUCGUCUUGGGAUGAGACUGCGCUGUUUUAUUUCAAUCUCAGUGCCUUGGUUUUUCAUGAUACCAUGUUGAAGAUAUAAUGACUAUAUAAAGUUAUCUUUAUCUUUCCACUCCUUUCACAUUGUUUAAUUAUUGAUGAUAUGCCUGUUGCCCCCCUUUCCUGCCUGUCUGUUUGUUUGAGUGGAUGUUAUUUUAUUUCUAAAGUCAAUAAGGAGUUGAUCACAUAAAAAAAAAAAUUGAACCAGGAGAAGUGGCUGGUAUUAUCCUAUGAAAUUAGAGACAAUGUGCUAAUUAUGGUUAAAAUAAUUAAAUAUAAAAUAUUUAAAUGCAAAUAUAAAUUGAUUGAUAAAAACAAUGAAAUUAAAAUUACUUAAAAAGAAGGGAAACUCUGGCCUAAGUCUUCUGUCUGAUCUCACUUAUUUUCUUUCUUCUUUCAUUUAGUUUAAUUAUAUGUGUUACUAUUAUUUGUGUUUGAUGCAUUGGGAUGGGAUUUUUACACAGAGAUUGGUAUGUCUAUUAGUAAAAUCUGUCGAUCGUUGUUGCAUAUGCCAACAGUGACAGUUCAAAAAUGGCACUUGUGUUUUUCCCCUAAAUGUGCAUGCUUGUAAAGAUGUAUUAAAAUAUCUUAAUAUCCUUUUAGUUUUUUGUUCUUAACAAACUUUUCUUUUGGUAUCUUAAUUUUGAAGGCGCUAUAUAUUUUAAUUCCAGAAAUACUGGGAUUUCAAAGUAAGUCAAAUUGUACUAAUUUUUAGUGGUCAAAACCAAAUGUGGGUCACUUUGCACACAGCUGAUACUCUACUGAUACUGUGAAUUUCUUUUAAAAGGGGGCUCAGCCUCAAUUCACAAUAAUGUACGACUUGUGCUUGGCAUGUUGGAUUAUAAUUAUUGAAUUGUAGAUUUAAUAAUGAUUUAGUAGUACCCAAACAUAUAAACAACCCAGUGUCACAUGUAUGUCCUGUGUUUUCCCCAUUCUUUGUGUAUUUGGUUCAGUCCUGUUUCCAUUUUCCCAUUCCUUGUUAGUGUUUAGUUAAUUCACCUGUUUACCUACCUGUCAUUAUCAGUUCAUUUGCCCCAGAUAGGCCUAUCUAUGUCUUGUUUCUCUGAUCUGUUCUCUGUGUGUUUCAGUCUGUUCCUUGUGUAACAGGGUUAAAAAGAACCUUUGAUUUAAAAUUUUGUGUGAAUUUCAUAAAAUAAGGCAUUUGGGUGUAUUCAUUGGUGUUAGAAGGCUCCCCUCCUGUGGCUAUUAAUGGUACUGCAGAUAUUUGAUUUUGUCGCUCUUCUCUUGCCGUACCACAGCAGAUUCAAGUGUCGACGCUGUGGGUAUGUAUGGUUUUUCAUGCUCUGACGCAUUAACAAAUUAAUUGUGAAAAUGAUGCGUUUCAAGUGAAUCUUUUUGACUUAAUACAUUGCAUACAUAUAUGUGAACAUAUGGAUAAUGCAUUUUGCACUUUAACACGAUUGUUGAGAGUUUUAUAAGAUGUAUUGAAUUUACAUGUGCGUCACAUGUGCGAGCACGGAUUCAUUUCUUGUGAUUAUUGCGUCUGUCUUAACUAUCUGACGAUUUUUUGUAUUAUGAGUUAAUUGAAUGUGUAAUCUUUAUCUUUCUAGUCCAUAUGAAUGUCUGCAGUCUGUCAUCAGCCACAAUGUAACUUUUCUUUCUUGUUGUUUCCAAAAAAAGAUAAACUGAAGCUGAAUCCCA
Molecule: messenger RNA, 3528 nt
Organism: Pimephales promelas (fathead minnow)
Lineage: Eukaryota; Metazoa; Chordata; Actinopteri; Cypriniformes; Leuciscidae
Source: RefSeq, a predicted model, not a curated record